UCCUUUUAUCUUCAAUAUGGCAAUGGAAUUAGUCAUAGAAAGUUCAGAAUGGUUUCACGUAGAAAGAACGACAGUCAGAAUUCCAACAUUUUAUUGCCGAUUUUAGUAAGUGCUUGUGCUAUUCCUAUAUCAAUGUUGUUUUGGUCAAUAAACGUCCUUUAUUCAACCUUCUCGUCGGAAUCCGAAGGUUAUAACGAAGAACCAUCACAAAUGAUAUCACCAUGGAGAUGGUUGGCAGCUAUAAUAAUUCCAAUAAUAUUCGUCUUUUGGGGCCUAAAAAAGAAAAGCUUGGAUAUCUCCGGAGCUAUAUUUGGAUUGUUCGUGGGUUUCAUAUUGACGCUCACAAGUUUUAGUCAUUUAAUAUGUUUAAUAGUAUUUUUUAUCACUGGAUCGAAAGCAACCAAAUUCCGUUCUCACUUGAAAAGAAAACAAGAGAAAGGAUAUAAGGAAGGUGGACAGAGAACAUGGGUUCAAGUAUUGUGUAAUGGGGGAAUGCCUACUCAGCUAGCUUUGUUGUAUCUUCUGGAUGUGGGUUGUGGAGAACAUCCUAUUGAUUUCGAUAAGAAUUACAGAAGUUCGUGGUUAUCUAUAGGAAUAUUAGCUGCUUUUGCUUGUUGCAAUGGCGAUACAUGGGCUUCUGAAUUUGGUACGGUACUUGGUAGCAGUGAACCAUUUCUUAUCACAACAAGAAAACGAGUACCACGUGGAACGAACGGCGGAGUAUCAUGGAUAGGUCUGUUGUUUUCGGCUCUUGGUGGGAUAAGCAUAGGUUUGGCCUUUUACUUCACUACAUUGUACACCGUAGAUACAGCUACACUAGAAUUAGCUGCACCGCAAUGGCCUAUUAUUAUCAUAGGUGGAAUAGCAGGAUUGUUUGGCAGUCUUUUAGAUUCUAUACUAGGGGCAACAUUACAAUAUUCAGGCAUAGAUGAAGAGGGAUUGAUAGUUCAACAUCCAGGAAAAGGAGUGAAACAUAUCAGUGGUAGACAGAUAUUAGAUAAUCACAGUGUUAAUCUUUUAUCGUCGAUUAUUAUCGCUCUUACUUUUCCGAAAAUGGCAAAUGUAAUUUGGCCGUGAAAUAGAUCUGAUAGAAAAACUGCACCAUUUAUUUAGUCAUAUAAGUAAUUUUUUAUUUCGUUUAUAUUUUAUCAAGUAACUAUAUUUAAAGAUAUCGAACAUAUAUCGUUCUUCUUUGUUAAAUUUUUCAAGUAAUUUAUACGUUUUAAUUUAAUAUAUAAAAUUAAUUUAUUGAAUGUUAUCACAAUUAUUAUACAAUAUGUUUUUCUUUUAUUAAUAGACUGCUUUACUCAGGAAUAUGCUAUGUGUGAACAGAAACACAUAGAAAUAAUACUGCAUUUAUAAGAGAUAACAUUACCAUUUUGUUUAAAUUAUUCUUAACUUUCGAUAAAAGAUAUUUAUGCAUUCCAAGAUGUAUCUUGCAUCGAUACUGAUAUUAUUUUCUUUUUUUGUUAUGUACAUGUGUAUAUUUAGAAUUAAGACUUUUUAUAAAAAAUUGAUUAAUACAAAAAAUAUAUCACGAUUACAAAAAAUAGAUCAUUGAUACAUGGAAAGAUAAAUGCAAUAAUUUCAGAAUAUAUUGUUGGAAUAAUUGUUAAAUUUCUUAUUAUAAAGUUAAAUAAAAUAUAUGGAAUUUUUUAUA
Messenger RNA from Vespula pensylvanica (western yellowjacket), 1660 nucleotides. Its product is annotated as transmembrane protein 19. NCBI's taxonomy places the organism in Eukaryota, Metazoa, Arthropoda, Insecta, Hymenoptera, Vespidae. Bases 49 to 1077 code for a protein of 342 amino acids. Gene Ontology annotation, cellular component: membrane. The transcript is spliced from 7 exons. The record is from RefSeq and is a predicted model, not a curated record.